AAGUCUGGGAAGGCUCACGGAAGCAGAAAACGACCUCGGGCACCUGGGACUGCGUGCAAUGGAAGGCUGGCAUCUCCCUAUCCUUAUGCUCUGUCUCCUGUUCUGCGAGGUUUCUGUUGCUGUGUAUAAGCAGUGGAUUCCAAACACCAAUUUUGAAGAUGCUUCCAACUGGGACAAAAACCGAACUCCAAGCGAGACUGACAUUGUCAUGUUUGACAGCAAUAAGGUGGUCUCUGUAUAUGUUGCGAGCGCUCACAUUCUCACAGGCGCACACCUCCCUCUAGAUGGAGAGUUUAUCUUGGCUCCUGGUGCUGGCUUUGCGGCAAUUAAUGAAGCCUCUGAUCCCAGCCCAGAUUCAGAUCACAACAUCCACUUCUUAAAUGCCGAUCGGUACAGCUGGUAUGACCCCUCCUUGUGGCAUACAGACCUAGAAAACAGUGACCACCUCUUCUCUGUGGAUGCUGAACUUAUCCCCUGUCGCCAUGAUGAUGUCAUCUUCCCACCAGAAACCUCCUUCCGUGUGGACCUGGGGGCUGGUGGCCGGACCAUCAGCCUCCAUAGUAUAUCCAUUCUGGGCCAGAAGUUCAACACGGACCAGGAGCUGGCUGCCUACCUGGCCAGCAGCACUGGGAAGUUACAAUUCCAUGGAGCUGGUUCUUUGAGGUUGGCUCCCUAUCCCUGCGAGGACCCUUCGGGCUGUGAGUGUGGUAAUGAUGAGGUCGAAGCCUGGAUCUGUGCCUUUGUGCUCCAGACCUUCGGAGGUCGCUGUCCCAAGCCUGCAUGCCAAGGAGCCCUGAGGCCCGUGGGCCAGUGCUGUGAGGUCUGUGGAGCCCUGCUCUUCCUCAACUACACCCAGGCCUUUGAUCUCCAGCAGUACAAACAGAGGCUGCUCCAUACCUUCCUGGACCUGGUAGUCCCCAGGCCUCGGGGGGUGCGCAUGGCCAUCUCAAAAGUACGCAGGGCGCCCACACUGCGAGGGUCAGGGCACACAGCACGUGGGAAGCGACAGGCCGAGAGCAUGACCCAGAUCCAGCUGGUGCUGACUGAUGAUGGAGCCGGGCCCGAGGCAGGAAAGGCAGCUGCAGAUGUGGCCCAAGACAUCCUCACUGAUGUAGCUGAGCAAGGGGCAGCCUUUGGAGUCCUUCAGGGAUAUGUGGAGUAUUCAGGCAGCAGUGGUUCCACAGGUGGGCUCACCGGAGCAAGCCCAACCUCAGGGCCGGUGACUGGCCCGGCUAUUUUCUUGGUCCUGGGGCUGAUGGUUCUGCUUGGGGGUCUCCUGCUCAUUCACUGGACUGGACAGGUCAGGCUGUGGACCCUGCCGAUCCCCACUCUGUGGCAGAGAUCAGAACCUACAUCAGACCAAGGGAACCAAAACUUCGACAACCCCAUUUUCGGCAAUCCAGCCCCUCCCUCUCUGCUGGACCCUGGCCCUUCCGUGGAAGCGGUUUUGGAAGACACCGAUUCUCCGACAAGCCCCAGCAGGGACAGUGGCAGCUACUUCAUUAACCCCUUGUUUGAAGCAGAUGUCUAAGGCCCUCCUGCCCUUGGCCCUCGGUUCCGUGAGACCCUGGGAGCCUGGCCUGUGUGGAGAGGAGGGAACUUCC
Molecule: messenger RNA, 1604 nt
Organism: Phascolarctos cinereus (koala)
Lineage: Eukaryota; Metazoa; Chordata; Mammalia; Diprotodontia; Phascolarctidae
Gene: AMN
Product: amnion associated transmembrane protein
Biological process (GO): intracellular protein localization; receptor-mediated endocytosis
Cellular component (GO): apical plasma membrane; endocytic vesicle
Source: RefSeq, a predicted model, not a curated record